AUGCAUUUGGAGACGAAUAAGGAACAGCAAAGUGCAGAAACUAGAGCGUACCGAGUGGCCUGCGACUGCACCACGUUCUGCACCACACUCGUCAGUUCUUUCAAAGAAUUGACAGCGGCCGGAGCCAGAGUGCUCAGAGUUUCGGCGAUCGAUUUGAGCGUCGCCACGAGUUCGGCGACAUCUGCGCACGCGUGUUCUGAGUUGCGAUCACUUCAUUCGGCACAGCAACUGGAUCUUCUUGUGGAGGUGUAUGAGCGCCGCUGA
Messenger RNA from Caenorhabditis sp. 36 PRJEB53466, 264 nucleotides. NCBI's taxonomy places the organism in Eukaryota, Metazoa, Nematoda, Chromadorea, Rhabditida, Rhabditidae. The record is from the annotation of a GenBank genome assembly.